AUGGCGACUGUCAAGCCAUGCUUCCUUGAAAGCAACUUCUCCGGUAACGACUGCAUUGCCUUGUGCUGUCAGAUGCAGCCAUGCUUCCUUGAUUCCUGCAUUGCUCUUUUCUGUUUCUUGGAGAAAUCCUUCUUACCUGCUUUUGAUUCCUGCAUUUUAACUUCUUUUGAUAUGAGUUCUCUUAUUAAGUUGGUCUAUUUUUCAAGACAUGAAGACCAAUCGGUUGAGUAUACGAGGAAGAAAACUGUCAAGGAAAGAUUGGGUAUUUCAAAUGGUAACAGGAGAAGUUAUCCUGUUCUUGGUGGGUGGCUUCACUUUGUGAAGUUUGAAAUAAGCAAACUGAAUGAGUGCUUGGAUUUUAUUUCUUCCAAGCAGCUUCACUGUGGCAGAAUUGAUUCCCAUCAUUGGAAUUCUGAGGCCCCUGCCAACGAAAAUGCAGUUAUCAAGGCCACAGGGGGUUGGGCAUACAAGUUUGCAGGCCUCUUUAAAGAAAGGCUCGGGGUCAGUAUCGAGAAAGAAGAUGAAAUGGAUUGUCUUGUCGCAGGGGAAAAUUUCUUACUUAAGGUCAAAUCUUCAUCAUAAUUUCAUUUU
Messenger RNA from Hibiscus syriacus, 591 nucleotides. Its product is annotated as pantothenate kinase 2-like. Gene Ontology annotation, molecular function: pantothenate kinase activity; ATP binding. Gene Ontology annotation, cellular component: cytosol; nucleus. The coding region runs from base 1 to 582 and encodes 193 amino acids. The record is from RefSeq and is a predicted model, not a curated record. NCBI's taxonomy places the organism in Eukaryota, Viridiplantae, Streptophyta, Magnoliopsida, Malvales, Malvaceae. The transcript is spliced from 4 exons. Gene Ontology annotation, biological process: coenzyme A biosynthetic process.